AUGGGCAAUGCUGCUUGUCGAAGUCUUCUUGAUGAAGCAAAAAACUACCAACUUCUGAGAUUCUCUUCAUUUGAACAACCGAAUAUUCAAGAACCACGCACUCGAUCGCGGGAGCCACUCAAAUUAUUUUGCGACACACUGUAUGCUGUGGGAAGACACAUAAAGGACGGUUUUGUUUCUGUGGAACGCGUUAAUCCCGAAGAAGCGCAACCUGUGUGGCAACGGGUUGCUCCCAUGAGCAGGAGAAGAGUCGGACUCGGCAAUGCUUUUCUUAACGAUUUCCUCUACGCUAUUGGUGGCCUGGAUGGCGAAACAUAUUUGAACAGUGCUGAGAGGGGACAAUUUCACCUCUUGACCUCUUGUACCCCUCGUUCUCUGUAA
Messenger RNA from Cooperia oncophora, 381 nucleotides. NCBI's taxonomy places the organism in Eukaryota, Metazoa, Nematoda, Chromadorea, Rhabditida, Trichostrongylidae. The record is from the annotation of a GenBank genome assembly.